AUGGGAUUGGCAUGCCUGUUGCCUUCAAGCAAUGAGGCCGGCAAUGGAACGCAUGGGGACUCUGAGCUGAGCGCCUCGGAGCGUAAUCGACGCCUUAUACCCUACAUGGCAUUCUACUUGCCAGCACCUGAGCUGCCCAUCAACAAACAAUAUGCCAAACAGCAACCGGAUGCCGGAGGCGGUUCACAGCUGCAGGCACCUGCAGCUGGUCGAAUACCAGUGCCGCUGGCAUACAUGCCACAACCGCAUGGACCACACCCGCCCCCAAUACCGCCACAUCGUCAACUUCACCAUCAGCAGCAGCAUCAUCAUGUGCCUCACUAUCAGACGAGUGCAGGCGAGGUCUAUCAUGCCCUUGCCAUAGGCAACCAGCAGCAACAACAGCAACAGCAGCUUCUGCCACCUGUCGUUGUGAAGGAAGCUUUGGCAAAGCUGCCGCCCCCACAACCACCGGCAGCGCCGGCAAGAUUGCCCGAUGGCGCCACUUUUAUAGCCUACAAGCCAUUGCACUCGACGCACAAGCACAAGACGGUGCAGCAUUUUCCGCCGCUGCAGCAUCAACAAAAACAACAACAACUGCAACAACAUCAGCAACAACAUCAGCAACAAUAUCAACAACAACAACAGCAGUUCGAGCUGCUUUCCCCGCCUCCUCCACACUUCCACAGGCAACGCACCAAACAAUCGAAAAUCAAUUUAACACCGUUUACAGCACAGAACACGCUGCCGGGACAGUUUAUACCCAUUAUUUAUACGCCAGUGAGCAGCAGCAGCAGCAGCAGUAGUGGCAGUAGCGGCUCCACUAGUGCCAAACACUCCAUAAACAGCAACAGCAACAACAACGAUCCCCAUAAUGGCAAUACAAUCAAUUACAAUAACAACAACAACAAUCAACAGCCUGCAGAAAUAGUAUACGAGCAGCAUAAAAAUUCCCAUCAAACACAAAUCGUUACGGACUAUGCAUCAUCAUCUUCCGAGGAGCAACCUCCGGCAGCUGGCGAGGAUGAGGCACCAGCGCCAGCACCCGUAGCUGCUCUGCCGGUGCAGCCAACAGCUGGCAUCACUUUUCAUGUUUACAAUGAAGAGCAGCCCGCAGAGCGGCCCCCCACAACAUCCGCAUCCUCAUCAUCAGCGUCAUCGGCACUGGCGGGGACCAGCGCUUUGAUUAUACACCACAAAUCGCCCAACAGCUAUGGCUCCAGCUCCAGCAAAUACGAGAGCUACUUCAACAUGGCACCACCCUCGGAUCAACAGCUGACCAUGCAACAGAAAUAUGUGCUCUACUUGCAGCAGCGCAUGAAGCUCCACAAGCAGGAGCAACAGAAUCAUCUACAGCACCAGCAACAAACAUCUUAUCAAUCAUCAUCUCACAUAGCUCCUGACGAGUACCAUCAACCGCCUAAGUACAAUGCGCUCUACGGGCGACCUGGAGAGCAGGUGCUUCACAUACCCCUGCGGGCACUCAUGGGGCAUUUACAUGAGCAGCAGCCGCAAACGCCGCACCUUGAGUUUGUCAAGGAUGCGACGCUUGGCACUCCAUCGCCACCUCCACAACUCAUAGACUACCUCAUUGAUGGACCGCGUCAAUCACUGGAUGAGGAACAUCAGCACGAACAGCCCCAGCGUAGGCCGCCGCCGCCUCCUCCGGCACCAACACGUCUACUGCGUCCUAGUAUACCGCCACCAUCACCACAUGGCUUCAUUUUGGUAACCACAGCAGCACCCCACACCGACCAUCAUACGCCACCACAGCUGCAUGAGUUGCCCGCUCAACGUCCACCGAACCAAUAUAAACAACAGCAGUCCACGCUGCGUCUUCAACCGUUGACGCCGCCGCACAACUACAAGGCCACCAGACGCCCCAUCUAUGUCAGUACGCCGCCUCCAUCCACACCCCAUCAAAUGGUCGAGAUCACGCCCAAAUAUGUGUACGUGACUAGGAAGCCAUCAGUGACCAAUGAGCCUGGAAGUAGAGCUCCACCGACCUCGACACCCAUCAAGCUCAAGCCGUCCCACAAAUACGAGCAUGUGGCGGCGCAUGAAACUGUUGGUCCACCACCUGCUCCAUCUGCCCCUGUUCCCCUUCCUCCAGCAGCAAGACCGAGGCCCACCUAUGUUGAUUCUAAUGAUGAGGAUCAGCUACCAGACAUACGCACUUCAUCGUUGGCAGAGAUUCUACACAAGCUACAGGCUAGCAAUCACCUGCCGCAAACCUUGACUCCUGAUAACAUAGAUAAUUCCAUCAAGACAUUAAUACGCAUUCUGCAGAACUUGAAACAAACGCAAAGCAUCGCGUCAAGCCCGCCUCAGGAUCAUGAGACAGCAGUGGCUGGGGACUACGAUUAUAAUACGGGUACUGAGGAGCACUCUACAACGACGGCCCAAGCACAGGAUAUGGAUUUGGCUGGACUCGUGCCAUUGGCGGGGCCAAAUAAGCAUCCUGGUCCCAGCACUGGUCGUCCAGGCAUAGACUAUCCCAACUAUGCAGAGAUUCCGAAGACUAGCUUUGAUUGCACCGAACAGCGUUACAAGGGGUUCUUUGGUGACCCCGAAACGAACUGCCAGGUGUGGCACUAUUGUGAUCUAAAUGGUGGCAAGGCUUCCUUUCUAUGCCCCAAUGGCACCAUCUUUAGUCAAAUUGCAUUGACUUGCGACUGGUGGUUCAAUGUCAAGUGUUCAACCACGCCACAACUUUAUGUUCUCAAUGAGCGUCUCUAUAAAUACAUACUGCCCUUUAAUCCUAAAUUCCCAGAGGACUACAAUGGACCCAUUGUGGAUAAAUACCUAGCUAUGAAAUUCCAAGAAAUGGAGGAAAAAAUGCGUUUGGAGAAGGAGCGCAAAAGUAAGCAACAGGCAGAGAAACCUGAUGCUAGUGAAGAUGCCGCAACGCCUUCAUUGCCCAAGAAUCACAAGCCAUUUCCAAAGCAUGGCGUCAAUGCGCAAGUUUACGAGCAAAGUUCCGAGCGCAAUCUACUUAUCGACGAUGAGAUUGAUGAUAUAUCGGAGCGCGGCACUUACGACAACUAUGAGUUGCAACAUCCAACCACAUUGUCCACCCCAACGACCUCACACGAAACACUGUCGCUCAGUCUCAAGCCAAUUGUGGUAUCUUCAACACCGGAGCCAGAACUGGAUUCGGAGCCCGGGGGACCCGAAAGCGCCGAGGAGGACAAAUUACAAAACUUGAGGGAUACGAGUGCUGCACAGCAACAGCAACGAAAACAAGUGGCACAACCAACGCCCCCGCGAGAGACCACAAAAGUGAGCGUAGAAAGACUGGAAGUAAUUGAAAUUAAAACCGAUGGUCACACUGGCCAACUAAUGCCCGUGACAAGCAGUGCAUCGAAAUCUGUAGAAAGUAGCGAGCAAACACGCAAAUAG
This is a messenger RNA of Scaptodrosophila lebanonensis, 3381 nucleotides long. RefSeq names its product mediator of RNA polymerase II transcription subunit 15. The record is from RefSeq and is a predicted model, not a curated record. Lineage: Eukaryota; Metazoa; Arthropoda; Insecta; Diptera; Drosophilidae. Gene Ontology annotation, cellular component: extracellular region. Gene Ontology annotation, molecular function: chitin binding. The transcript is spliced from 9 exons. The coding region runs from base 1 to 3381 and encodes 1126 amino acids.